Molecule: messenger RNA, 1080 nt
Organism: Raphanus sativus (radish)
Lineage: Eukaryota; Viridiplantae; Streptophyta; Magnoliopsida; Brassicales; Brassicaceae
Exons: 2
Coding region: 208-954 (248 amino acids)
Source: RefSeq, a predicted model, not a curated record
UAAGAGUGAGAGAGGAAACGGCUGAGAAUCCGGGAAGUACAUAACGAAACAAAGAGAGAGAUAAACAUAAGCGCAUUAGAUACGCAACGGUCCACAUAAGACCCGUACUCCACUUUGAUUCUCUUAAUCUCUCUUCGCUCUGCCUUCAUUUUCUUUUAUUAUUAAUUUCUUCUGUGAACUUAGAUCAAUCUCAUUGAUCUAAGAAAAAUGAAGCUUGAGUAUUUGGAUUACAUAUUGGUGCCACUAGGGAUGGGUUUGAUGGUUUUCUAUCAUCUCUGGCUUCUCCACCGCAUCAUUCACCGUCCAUCUUCCACCGUCGUUGGCCUCAACGCCUUUAACCGCCGCCUCUGGGUCCAAGCCAUGAUGGAGGAUUCAUCAAAGAACGGCGUUCUAGCGGUUCAAACGCUAAGAAACAACAUAAUGGCGUCAACUCUAUUGGCAUCAACCGCGAUAAUGUUAUGUUCACUAAUCGCUGUCCUAAUGACUAGCGGUACAGGAGAACGGUCGGUCUGGUUUGUGUUUGGAGACAAAAGCGACCGAGCCUUCUCGAUCAAGUUUUUCUCAAUCCUCGUUUGCUUCUUAGUGGCGUUUCUUCUCAACGUCCAAUCAAUCCGCUACUACAGCCAUGCAAGCAUUCUCAUCAAUGUCCCUUUCAAAAAGCUCAUGGCUGUUUCUGCGGGUGGUCAUGGUCGCGGUAGUCUUAUGAUAAACCAAGACUAUGUGGCUGCAACUGUUAACCGUGGCAGCUACUUCUGGUCGUUAGGACUAAGAGCGUUCUACUUCUCAUCGCCUUUGUUUUUAUGGAUCUUUGGUCCCAUCCCAAUGCUCAUAACUUGCUGCGUUCUUGUUUCUUUGUUGUACUUUCUUGAUUUAACAUUCGACUCGAUGGAUUGUAGCGUUGGGGUCGCGGACGCGGAGGAGACUGAGAUUAGAAGCUUAGCUGACAAUGUGUAGUAAUUAGUUGAGAUAUCUUUCUUAACAUAUUGGUUUCAUAAGUUGUAUCGAUUCAGGUUCAAUGGUUGUUGAACCAUGUCAGCGAGUUAUUCUGUUGUUUAGUGAAUAAAACGUUAUUAUCUCCAA